Messenger RNA from Gallus gallus (chicken), 3532 nucleotides. It is a transcript of the gene SERPINH1, whose product is annotated as serpin family H member 1. Gene Ontology annotation, molecular function: collagen binding; serine-type endopeptidase inhibitor activity. Gene Ontology annotation, cellular component: endoplasmic reticulum. The record is from RefSeq and is a predicted model, not a curated record. Gene Ontology annotation, biological process: collagen fibril organization; negative regulation of endopeptidase activity. The transcript has 5 exons. NCBI's taxonomy places the organism in Eukaryota, Metazoa, Chordata, Aves, Galliformes, Phasianidae. Bases 298 to 1515 code for a protein of 405 amino acids.
CCCAUCAUCUCAAUCCUAAGUGAAGAACAGGAGGAAUUUCUCCAUCUCUCUGCUGUGGGCUGCAUCGCUCAUCGCAGCCCAAUGCCCCGGGCUGAUUUUUCUUUUUUUUUUUUUGGCCAUUUUCUGAAGGAAUGAAGCAUUUUUUAGGCUGAGGAUGUGAGCAGUGUGGGCAGCGGGUUGCUAGCAAGAGAACUACUCCCUGUAUCUGUUUUCUUUCAGAACGAACAAGGCAAACGUUGACCUCACUAUGAAACAGUUUCAAGCAGGUCCCCAGACGAGUUGGGUGCUGCCAAAACCAUGCAGAUUUUUCUGGUCCUCGCUCUCUGCGGCCUUGCAGCAGCCGUGCCCUCGGAGGACAGGAAGCUGAGCGACAAGGCAACAACGUUGGCCGACCGCAGCACAACGUUGGCCUUCAACCUCUACCAUGCCAUGGCCAAAGACAAGAACAUGGAGAACAUCCUGCUGUCUCCCGUGGUCGUGGCUUCUUCCCUGGGCCUCGUGUCCCUUGGGGGCAAGGCUACAACUGCCUCCCAAGCCAAGGCCGUGCUCAGCGCAGACAAGCUGAAUGAUGACUAUGUGCACAGCGGGCUGUCGGAGCUCCUCAAUGAGGUGAGCAACAGCACAGCCCGUAAUGUUACCUGGAAGAUCGGCAACCGCUUGUAUGGCCCUGCCUCCAUCAACUUUGCCGAUGACUUCGUGAAGAACAGCAAGAAACACUACAACUAUGAGCACUCCAAGAUCAACUUUCGGGACAAGAGGAGCGCCCUGAAAUCCAUCAACGAGUGGGCAGCCCAGACCACAGAUGGGAAACUCCCAGAAGUCACAAAGGAUGUUGAGAAAACUGAUGGAGCCCUUAUUGUCAACGCCAUGUUCUUCAAGCCUCACUGGGAUGAGAAGUUCCAUCAUAAGAUGGUGGAUAACCGUGGCUUCAUGGUGACCCGCUCCUACACGGUGGGCGUUCCAAUGAUGCAUCGUACAGGUCUCUACAAUUACUAUGAUGAUGAGGCAGAGAAGCUUCAGGUGGUAGAAAUGCCACUGGCUCAUAAGCUCUCCAGCAUGAUCUUUAUCAUGCCAAACCACGUGGAGCCUCUGGAGAGGGUUGAGAAACUGCUGAACAGGGAACAGCUAAAGACCUGGGCCAGCAAGAUGAAGAAGAGAUCUGUGGCCAUCUCACUGCCUAAGGUCGUCCUGGAAGUCAGCCAUGACCUUCAGAAACACUUGGCUGAUCUGGGCCUGACGGAAGCCAUUGACAAAACCAAGGCUGACCUGUCAAAGAUCUCUGGCAAGAAAGAUCUUUACUUAUCCAACGUCUUCCAUGCCGCUGCUCUUGAAUGGGACACAGAUGGGAACCCCUAUGAUGCUGACAUCUACGGCCGAGAGGAGAUGAGGAACCCCAAGCUCUUCUACGCUGACCACCCCUUCAUCUUCAUGAUCAAGGACAGCAAAACCAACUCCAUUCUCUUCAUUGGCAGGCUCGUCAGGCCCAAAGGAGACAAGAUGCGUGAUGAGUUGUAGUUUUUUCCCAGAGCUUGUUUUGGUUUGCGUGUUUUUUAGGGGGGGAUUUCAAAAAAGGGGAAACACUAUUUUGUAUCCUUCUCGAACUAUGGGUGCUAUUCAGACCAGGGUGCAUUGUGAUGAGAAACCAGCAUACACUUUACCUCACCCCCAGAAUACUCCGUUGCACAAACCCACCUCCAGAGGACAGGGGAGCCUGGCACAGUAAGUCACCACGAGUGGACAGGAACUGGCAUGCGUUGUCUCAGCACUUCAGUUGAGAUGUUUGGGCUGACGCCUGGUUCCUCCCUGCACCAGCUUAAGUACCUUGCUACUACCAGCAGCCCUGCAAAGGCACGAGCCCUCCACCUUUCCAUCUCUAAUGCUUCUGCACAUUUAGUUCUGCCUGCAUUUUCCUUGCUUUGGUGCUGUGGAGUACCAUGCUAAAGCUGCUCUGGUUCCUCUGCAGUUGUUUCUUGCUUGUGGCAGAAGGCAAAAGUACACUUAACUCAAGUGGUACAAAACAGAACAACCAGGGCUGAUUCUGUGCUUCAGCCCCAGGUGUACCACUGGGAGCAGAACAGGACUCUGACAACAAGCAGAAGCUGAAAUCCUAUGCUCUUGUGCCUUUCUGUCCUGCCUAACCCUGCUCUGGAUGGCUGAUAGAUGCUUCACCAUCACCAAGUCUUCAGCUCCUUAGCUAGAAUACUGCAAAGCCAGGUGCAGCCUUGGUUUGUAUUCUGCAGAAGUAGGUGGCUUUGGGAUGUCAGCAGAGGCCGAAGAGACAGGCUUCUAGGAAGAGACACCUGUGGAAUUAUUUAAGUGGCUCUCAGAAUUAUGAGGAGACUUUUGGGCCAACAACUCCAAUUAAGCCAGGCAAAUGGAGAAAUUUCUGGUGCUCCUGCAUCAGCACACAGGACUGUGAAAGAGUUUACACUGUGAAGGUUCCCCUAGUUACAAGCAGGGCUGGUACUCAUCAGCUCCUGUACCAGACCAAAGGGACUCCUCUGCUGGCCUCUAGCAUGGAGGUGCACCAAGGCUCACUUCCACUUGCAUCAGUACAAAGCUUUAGAGCUUCCCUUACCUGACUUCCUAAUAUCCCUUUUCUGCAGCUCCUCUCCUCUUUAGCUCCCUGUUGGCUGACCUGGAUAAAGGCACACUGAAAAACAAAUGUAUUUAUAAUUAUAUACGUAUUUAUGUCUGAUAAUUACCAAGUUUCAUAGCCUAAACUUGGAGGUUUUUCCCAUCUUCCUCAGAUUAAAAGACAUUGUCAGGUUAAUCCUACUUAAAAGAACUGAUGCAACCCCAAGAGCAUUGAAGCAUGUGUCAGAUAAGCCUUGCUAUGCACUGAGACGUACUGCAAAGCAAGACAUGACAAGACUAUUGAAAUAAGGAAUCUGGGUGUCAUGUUAGCAGCAGUUACUUGGAACCAGCAGGGACAGUGUGACUGCAUUGCUUUUCUUUGUAUUUUCCUGCCAAUGCAUUUGCUGUCAUACAAGCCCAAUACUGCAUUUUUUUCAGAACAUCCAUGUGACUGUUUCCACUUAUUUAUUAACAGCUAAGUUGUUACCUCUUGCAUCUUACCAGACAUCUCAUACAGCAAAAAAAUCCAACUCUAGGUUUAACCUGACUGUGUCUUCUCCAGAUUUGCAAGUUAGGCAGUCGCAGAAAAGCAGGUCUGCCCUAACUGCCAUCCAAGCCAGCCACACAGGGAGGGCUUGCCCUCAGCUCCUUCCUAGUUUGUAUUCCUGGGUGCUUUCCUGAAUGUUGGGCAGAGGAGGGAACCCACAAGGCUGUACCCAAAUGCAGAGGAAGCCUCAAACCCAGCGUGUAUGCUACACAACCUGAUGAAUCAGCGCACUGAAACCCACAUGCUGUACCAUGUUAUGGAAGAUGGGGUGGGGGGGGAGAGGGAAGAGAAGGGGAGGGCAAGGCAACAGAUAGUGUAACUUGCAUCAUGUGGAUGCAGUUGUCCUAUGGCUUUUAUUGUCCUUGUACCACACGUUGUGUAAUUUUGAAAUAAAACUUUUUCAGUGAA